Trichoderma aggressivum f. europaeum is the source of this 1533-nucleotide messenger RNA. RefSeq lists its product as uncharacterized. Gene Ontology annotation, cellular component: membrane. Gene Ontology annotation, biological process: intracellular zinc ion homeostasis. Gene Ontology annotation, molecular function: signaling receptor activity. Lineage: Eukaryota; Fungi; Ascomycota; Sordariomycetes; Hypocreales; Hypocreaceae. The transcript has a single exon. Bases 1 to 1533 code for a protein of 510 amino acids. The record is from RefSeq and is a predicted model, not a curated record.
AUGGCGGGCGUCACAACCGCCCUCACGUCCGCGUGCGGCUUCUCCCACGACAAGGACGCUGCUUCGACUGCCGCUGCCAGUGGCUCUGACCAGCGCCGCGACACUCAACAAGCAAAACGACGACGGCACUCCUUCUUUAUCCCGCGGCGAAAGUCCAUUGUCGGCCACAUCAUGGAGGGCGAGGAGAAUCUGCUGCUCAAGGUCGACCUGUUCCUGACCGAGCUGGAGCGCCGCCUGGAGUUUGUCGAGAACUAUGUCGACCUCAGCAAGGACUCGAGCAUUUCCCGCGCCUUCUCGACGCUUCAGACGGUCCGCACCAGAUGCUCCCAGGCGUCCGAGGACGUCAUCGGCGCCGGUCGACGCAGGCUCCACAUCAUGGUCGAAACCCUCGAGACCCGGUACCAGGAGACGCUCGAGGCCACCGAGACGCUGCACGACAAGGCCGUCGUGGGCAUCGAGUUGCUGGAGGACAUGCUGUCCGAGUUCGAAACCCGCGCCUACAAGCUGCGCGAGCAGGGCUUCGCCAACGCCGCCACCGCCGCCGAGGCAUUUAUGGACGAGGGCCGCCGGGUUGCCAACGAGAGCAUCGAGCGGGCCAAGAUUGCCGUGGACGAGGGCAUCGAGCGUGCCGUGCGGGCUGCGCUGUCCCUGGAGGAGCACAUCCAGCAGGCCGUCGUGCUGGCGCGAGAUCGGGGGCUGCUUCUGUACGACGAACUGCCCUCGCCGUGGCGAAACAACCCCCACAUCAAGAGAGGCUACCGCUUCCGCGAGACCAAGAUCGAGUGCGUCCAGUCCAUCUUCAACAUGUCCAACGAGUUCAUCAACAUCUGGUCGCACGCCCUGGGCCUGAUCCUGGUGCUGGCCGUGGCCUUUUACUUUUACCCCAGCAGCGCCAACUUCUACCUCAGCACCAAGACGGACGUGGUCGUCGCCGCCAUCUUCUUCAUGAUGGCCUGCCUGACGCUGGUGUGCUCCACCAUCUGGCACACCAUGAGCGCCGUCGCCGACGUCAAGGCCGUGUCCAUGUUUGCCUGCGUCGACUACACCGGCAUCUCGCUGCUCAUCGCCGCCUCCAUCAUGACGACCGAGUACACGGCGUUUUACUGCGACCCCGUCAGCCGGUGGACGUACAUGUGUCUCACCGCCGUGCUCGGCAUCGCCGGCGUCGUCCUGCCGUGGCACCCCAAGUUCAACGGCGCCGACAUGUCCUGGGCCCGCGUCGGCUUCUUCGUCGGCCUCGCCCUGACGGGCUUCAUGCCCAUCCUGCAGCUCAACUUCUCCCACGGGCGCGAGUUUGUCUACAACUUUUACUCCCCCAUCUCAAAGUCCCUGCUCGUCUACCUUAGCGGCGCCAUCGUCUACGCCAGCAAGGUCCCCGAGCGCUGGUUCCCCGGCUGCUUCGACUACAUUGGCGGCAGCCACAACCUGUGGCACGCGGCCGUCCUGGGCGGCAUCAUUUUCCACUACACCGCCAUGCAGGAGUUUUUCUCCAGUGCCUUCCACCGGGCCCAGGGCGGUUGUCCUGCCUAUUAG